Messenger RNA from Penicillium salamii, 2928 nucleotides. The record is from the annotation of a GenBank genome assembly. NCBI's taxonomy places the organism in Eukaryota, Fungi, Ascomycota, Eurotiomycetes, Eurotiales, Aspergillaceae.
AUGGUUGCCGUGCCAGUCUGGGCCUUGAAGAUCGGCUGCUUCUAUGGCCUUAUAACCUGCGACACUGCCCCAGGUGUUUGGCCUGAGAGUACGCCGACUGUCAUUGCCUAUCAUCCUCCAACCUCGACUCCCUCUAGCACUCCCAGUAGUACUGGAGUGACUUCGACUGCGGGUGUCACUUCUAUUCCCUCGUUGACUCCAACUGUCUCGGCUUCCGUCUCUGUUUCGGCCUCUACUCCCAUUGGUAGUGGUUCGUCCAUCAGCACCGUUGUUCCGAGCAGCACCCCUGGUGUUUCCACUUUCGUUACUCUCACCUCUUCUGGUUCCAUUCCCUCGGUUUCUGCUUCGAGCUCAGUGAUUGUCACUGUCCCGUCGGGCUCAGCUAGCACCCCUGUUCAGAGUGGGUCCUCAUCUGUGAUCGGCUCCGCUUCGACUUCCAUUGUUUCGCCUUCUGGAAGUGUUUCUCCUAGCUCAUCGCCUUCUUCCAUUCACACCAACCCGGCCUCCUCCACUGUUGCCACUGGUGUCUCUUCUUCAGCAAACCUCCCAUCAGGAAGCUCCUCUCUGAGCAUCCCUGUCUCGUCUGCUGUUUCUAGCAGCCCGGUACCUUCAUUGCCUGCUUCGUCUUCCGUUGCUUCGUCUUCCGUUGCUUCGUCUUCCGUUGCUUCGUCUUCCGUUGCUUCGUCUUCCGUUGCGUCGUCUUCCGUUGCUUCGUCUUCCGCUGCUUCCUCGCACGUUGCCUCCUCGUCAUCGGUUGUUGCUCCAUCAUCUGUUGCUUCAUCCUCAACUGUUCCUUCUCACGUGUCAUCCUCUUCGGCCAUCUCUUCUUCGGCUGUGUCCUCUGUACCUGCAUCUUCCAGCAUCUCUGUGACUACUCCCAGCAUGUCUUCCUCUGCUGUCUCCAUCUCGGCAAGUGCCUCGGCCACACCGCUCGCCCACGCCGCCGUUGCGGCGAACGUUCUGAUUAUCGCCAGAGACUCCGCCUCAGCUAGUGUCGCUAGCUCUGGUCUGAACGGAUACGGUAUCCCCUUUACCCAUCUCAUUGUCCCCUCCGGCGGUGUUGCCCUUCCAGCUCUCAACGGCACCGCUGGUGGUAACUUCGGUGGUAUUGUUGUUGCAGCUGAAGUCAGCUACGACUAUGGUGCCACAGGCUUCCAGAGUGCUCUGACCACUGAUCAAUGGAACCAGCUUUACGCCUAUCAGAUCGAGUAUGGCGUUCGCAUGGUACAAUAUGAUGUUUACCCAGGCCCCAAUUAUGGUGCUAGUGCCCUCGGAGGCUGCUGUGACACAGGUGUUGAGCAGCUUAUUUCCUUCACUGAUACCAGCGACUUUCCUACUGCUGGUCUCAAGACUGGUGCCGGUGUAAGCACUACUGGCUUGUGGCACUACCCUGCCACCAUUAGUAACACUACCUCUACCAAGCAAAUUGCCUCCUUUGCUGCCACCACUGGCUUCACUUCUGACAGUGUUGCCGCUGUCAUUAACGACUUCGAUGGCCGUCAGCAGAUGGCUUUCUUCAUUGGAUUUGAUACCACCUGGAGUGCUACCUCCAGCUACCUGCAGCACGCAUGGAUUACCUGGAUCACUCGUGGUCUCUACGCUGGAUACCGUCGUGUCAACCUGAACACCCAGAUUGAUGACAUGUUCCUUGAGACCGAGCUUUACUCUCCUGCUGGUGUCAACUUCCGUAUCCGCGCCCAGGACUUGGCUAACGUUGCCACCUGGACUGAUAGCAUCAACUCCAUUAUGCCUGCUGGCAGCUCUUACUUCGUUGAAGUUGGUCACAACGGCAACGGAAAUAUUGAGAACUCUUCCGACAGCUCUGAUGCUGGUUGGUCGACCUGCGGUGCAGCCAUCGAGUACGACUCUCCCCCUGACACUGCACUUGAGUUCCAGAAGCCUCUUGGAACUGGUGAAGACUUGUGGCCUACCACCCCUACCACCUAUGACUGGACGUCUGCCUGUAACGCCAUGGAUGAGCUUCUCAUUUGGUGGACCAACGAGAGCAACCUCAACAAAUUUGGUCACAUCUCCCACACCUUCACCCACGAAGAACAGAACAACGCUACCUACAGUGAUGUCUACAAGGAGAUCAGCUUCAACCAGGCUUGGCUCAAGGCUGUCGGUAUUGACAAGGCUACCAAGUUCACUUCCAACGGUAUCAUUCCUCCUGCUAUCACUGGUCUGCACAACGGUGACGCCCUUCGUGCCUGGUGGGUAAACGGCAUCACCAACUGUGUCGGUGACAACACUCGCUCUGCUCUCCUCAACACCGAGAACGCUAUGUGGCCUUUGUUCACCACUGUUGCCAACAACGGCUUCGAUGGUAUUCAGGUCAACCCCCGCUGGGCCACCCGUAUUUACUACAACUGUGACACUCCUGCUUGUACUUUGCUCGAAUGGAUCAACACUUCUGCUGGCUCUGGCACAUUUGCCGACCUGCUCGCCACUGAGAAGGCUGACACCAUGCGCCACCUCUUCGGUCUUUACCACGACAGCUACAUGUUCCACCAGGCCAACCUCCGCAAUAUCGAUGUUGACCCAAUCACCAUCAACGGCGUGUCCAAGAAGUGGUCCAUCAUGGAGGCGUGGGUUGAGACUGUGGUUCAGGAAUACAUUCGUUUGGCUGAGUGGCCCAUCGUCACUCUCACUCACCAGGAGAUGUCCGCCUCAUUCCUGGCUCGUUACAACCGUGACAAGUGUGGCUACGCUCUGAGCUACGCCACCAGCAACAAACAGAUCACCGCAGUCACUGUCUCUGCCACUGGCAACACCUGUACUGAUCCCAUCCCCGUGACCUUCCCAGUUGCUCCUACCAGCACCCAGGGCUUCGCCACCGAACAGCUCGGUAGCGACCCCUUGACUGUUUGGGUUCAGCUCGCUGGCUCUCCUGUCACUUUCACCCUUUCUUCUCCCAUUCCCUUGUAG